AUGAGUGGCGCUUUGCCGCUGGAAAUGGCGGCUGUAGAGCUCAUGCUCGAUGAGACCCACGAAGGCCUACCUUUACAUCCAGGAGAUGACAACGCCUAUAUUCUUGGAAACAUUGGAGGACACAACAUUGUAGUUGCAGGUCCUAAUAGUUUUAUAACCCCUCCUGAUUUAGUCCUCCGACUACUGUCUAGUUUCCCUGCUAUUCGCUUUGGUCUGUUGGUUAGUAUUGGAGGAGGAGUAACGACCAAAGGUUUGGAUAUUCGGCUGGGUAAUAUUGUGGUUGGCAUACUCAUUGGUACACAUGGGGGUGUGGUGCAAUAUGAUUAUCGCAAACCGUCGCAUGAUGGCAGUUUUCAGCAAACUGGCAUAACCACAAUGCCACCCCGGAUUGUCUUAAUGACACUUUCUAAAGUACGAGCAAAUCACGAGAUGAAGGAGAGUCGAGUUUCCAAGUUCCUUACUGGGUUGAAAAUAUCCAACCGAGCCCUAGCUGCCAAAUUCAAACGUCCUACCCAGACAGACCGUUUAUAUCUCAGCGACUAUAUUCAUGUCAACGACAUUUCCGACACUUGUGAUGACUGUGACAUGCGGUCGCCGUGCAGUUGUUAUUGGAGAACGGCAGUGAUUAUUCCUAUUCUGAAGACAUCCACAAUAAGACACCAUUGUCAUAUGCAACACAGAACGGCCAUUUAUCCAUAG
Molecule: messenger RNA, 699 nt
Organism: Aspergillus glaucus CBS 516.65
Lineage: Eukaryota; Fungi; Ascomycota; Eurotiomycetes; Eurotiales; Aspergillaceae
Exons: 1
Coding region: 1-699 (232 amino acids)
Biological process (GO): nucleoside metabolic process
Molecular function (GO): catalytic activity
Source: RefSeq, a predicted model, not a curated record